This is a messenger RNA of Zingiber officinale, 771 nucleotides long. Its product is annotated as histone H3.3b-like. Lineage: Eukaryota; Viridiplantae; Streptophyta; Magnoliopsida; Zingiberales; Zingiberaceae. Gene Ontology annotation, cellular component: nucleosome. The transcript has 7 exons. The record is from RefSeq and is a predicted model, not a curated record. Gene Ontology annotation, molecular function: structural constituent of chromatin; DNA binding; protein heterodimerization activity. The coding region runs from base 68 to 568 and encodes 166 amino acids.
CGCCAAGAAGGACCAAAGCCCUUUUCUGUCUCCUUUCGCCUUCUUCCCUCACGAGUCCCUUCUCGCCAUGGCGAGGACGAAGCACACCGCAAAAAGAGGCCUCUCUCGCCCCCAUCGGAAGCGCUUCCAGUUCACCGGGUCUCCCAGUGCCCGGCGGAAAGCAGCAGCUACCUCGGCCGCGACCCCGUCUCGUACCGUUCCUAGUGACACCGGGGCCAGUUCGGAGGAUGCGCAUCAAGGAACGCAGAGGCAGACUGAAAAGCGGAGUCGCCGAUCUAGGCCUGGAGUAGUAGCCUUACGUGAGAUUAGGAGGCUUCAGAAGUUGACGAAGCUGCUGAUUCCUUUUGCUCCAUUUGCCAGACUUAUUAGGGAGAUCACUGGUUUUUAUAGUAGGGAAGUAACUCGGUGGACCCCUGAUGCUUUGCUUGCGCUUCAAGAGGCAGCAGAAUGCCACUUGCAAGCAAUGUUUGAGGAUGCAUAUCUAUGCUCAAUACAUGCAAAGCGUGUUACUCUUAUGGUGAAAGACAUACAGUUAGCUAGGCGGAUAGGAGGAAAGCGACACUGGUGAGAAAGGCUGAAAGGAUAAGCCAAUCUGACAUUGACAGAACCAUGUGCUGUUGUUUGAGCCAGCAACACCAUUGUCAUGUACCUCUUUGAGUCUUUACUCUGAAAAUGUUUUCCGAUACAUUGAAAGUGCAGCUGAUGUAUAUUUUGCAGGAGCCAACUGCAUUGAAUUGCCAUACUGAAUCCUCUAAUUAUCGAUUCAUUUAA